AUGAGCUCGCCGAAGGAGAAGACCGCCGCUGUAGCAGAGGAGAAGACCUCCACGGAGACAGAGAGGUUCUCUGUCCCCGAGUACUUUGAGCGUCACCAAGCAAAGCGUGACGCUCUUGCUGCCAAGACUGCGGCGGGGACAACCCAGCCGGAGAUUUUCCUCGAAGGUUCCUCAGUAGUCAACGACGCCGUUGACUACGGGGACGGCGACGUGGAGAUGGAAGAGGGCGGAUCCUCGUCAAGCAGGCGCAAGGAGUCUAUCGACAGCGAUAGUCUGGACCCGCACGCCGGGUCGAGACGCCCUCGUGAAGGAGACGACUCGGACGCUUCGAGCUCGAAGCGUUCGCGCGGCGAGAGCGAAACUUCGCUCUCCGCUGCUGAGGCUUUAAGCUCCCCGCGUGAUGUGGCGUCUUCAACAGCGCGCGAUCCGUGGACGCCGUCUGCGUCAGAGAUCGCAGACCGCGUGGGCAACACCGUGCCUCCAAACGAAAUCCCGCUGUACGUAUGCAGCGGCAUCCACGACGGUGCUGUGGCGGAGGGGCAGCACUUUGAUCCGUUAACGAAUCAAAGGCGCGACUACGACAUCGGGCUCUUCCACGAGCUCCGGUACUUCUCCAGCAAGAAGACCUCUUCCCGCAGCAAAGUGCCUGAGUGGCAGGCACUUUGUAAAAGUUGGAAUGCCUUUGUUGAGAACUUUAACAAGAAGCCGGAAGCUUACGGCGAGCGGGUUAAGCAUGCCCGUGAGCGCUUCGAGACAUUCUCGACGCGCGGGAGGCUGGAGCAGCUCCACAGAUCCUCUGUGGACGCUGCGCGCUUGAGCGAUCGCGACCUAAACGGGUACACGACGGUUCGUGUACCUGCGAGUGUCAAGGAUCUCCGUACCAAGUUCCUGGCACGUGAGGAACGCGACGAGCGCGGGCCUUCGGGCGCUGCAGGUGACUACAGCGCUCGCACUACCUUCGCGCCGGCAGUGCGUGGUGAGCUUCGUACGCCCUCACCAUUUCCGGAACGUCCUGCAGCAGGACGUCCCGCGGCUCCCAUGUAUCUUGGUGGGGCGGAAACCCUCUCCAACGAAUACGAUAACGAAGCGGAUGCCAGUUCGUUAUCGGGAUACUAUGGUUCACAUACGCUCAACAAUCCAGCGCGGCGGUGGUGGGAACACGCCCCGGGUAUGGUCCAUCCACCUGGGGUUGACCUUGGCUGGCCGACUCUCGAGGAGCAGGUCGCCGUAGUGGAGCAGCAUCAGAGCCGCGAGUUCGCCGCUCUGAAGCAGGAGAUUGCGAUCCUGAGGGCUCAAGUCGCUCAGGGUUCGCAGACCACGUCGGAUAUCUCCGUCGAUGUGGGAGGUCGCGUCGUUCGUUUGGCCCAGCGCGUUCACGUACUGGAGCAGAAGGUUUUUCCCGCCGGGGCUCCCGCUUCGGGCCAGCCGAGCUAG
Messenger RNA from Phytophthora sojae, 1434 nucleotides. RefSeq lists its product as hypothetical. The coding region runs from base 1 to 1434 and encodes 477 amino acids. Lineage: Eukaryota; Oomycota; Peronosporomycetes; Peronosporales; Peronosporaceae. The transcript has 4 exons. The record is from RefSeq and is a predicted model, not a curated record.